UAGGAUGCUUACUGGGGAAUUGAGGCGGUCUGAAGGAGGCUGGAGUCAAAUUCCUCACCGCGUAGGAGCUCCAACACGACACAGGGCAUCGACUAACGGACCGCUCGCCCAGCGACUGAGCAAUGAUCCGCACGAUUGACAAUCAGACAAAACUCGUCCAAUUCGUCAUCUGUCUAUCCCGUGUCGGAUAUUACAUUGCCAUUCUUUAUUAGAUCUUUUUUUUUAUUUUUGCACUGAUUGCUGCUCACACGCAACCGGAGGACUCGUUUGCGUCAGAAAUCCCACCAAACUUUUAGAUUGCAGAAAUGUUUACCAAGGAUCAACUUGCAGCGUUAAAAAGUUGCUCUACUUAGUUGCACUGUAAGUUUUUAAACAAAGAAGUCUCUUGACUUUUCCACAGCGGAAGUGAGCUCAGUCAUGCUCCGUGUCAUCGCGUAGUUGCUGAACGUCACAUCGUUGGACCAUCAGCUUCUUCGUCCUUUUCUUCAUGGAGACAUGUUUGCUGGAUUGUUGGGCCUGAAAUGCCACGGCAACUCUCUGCAUCGCCACAACCAAGGACGUAUGGAAGCUGGACCAGAACCCUGGGAACUCUCACACAUCUGGCUGUGUGUUAUUUUCAAACAUGAAGCUUGACUGAAGUUAAGGGCCCCAUCAAUGAGCAUAAAAUCCGCCUUCGUUUUAACAAUGGUGGCAGAGCCUCAGGGACAGCUGGCAGCGUCGGCCGUAAGAGGCUCCACCGGAGGCCUGGUUACAUGAGAGGGGAGCAAUCCAGACCGACAAGCACCAGCGAUGAUCCGGAAGACGUGGAGGAUGAGGACAGAGAAGACGAAGCAAUUUGCAUAAGGAAUGGCAAAAGUGGAUGUCAAACUAAAGGGAUGAGUCAAUCGUCUGCUGUCAUAAUGUCUCCAAUGAAAAUUGCACAACCUGACAAAUCCUCCCACGACGUCACUCCUCCCUCCAACGAUGACUGUGCCCUCAGUCAACCAAACAGUGAACUCACGUUAACCCAAAGUUCAGUACUUCCCCAUUCAACUACCCAGGGAGAGUCUUUCAAUUCCAGCUUCAGUUUUAUUCAACAGUCUCUUAGGAGUCUCUCUGCCCCCGCAACACCAACACAUGACCCAGAAGCUAAAACCACAGAAGUGCCUAACGUCUCUGAAUUUGAACCAGCAUUGUCGUUUUUUGAUCAACCUGAGUCAAAACCAUCCACCCAGGUCACAUCCAACUCUGUCCCAAGCAGCCACGAAGAAAAGGAGACACUCGGACGAUUUUGGGGGGAACGUAUGUGGGGCAGCAGGGAGGUGUCUUCUUACCUGCCCAAUAGUGACUUCCAAUGUCUGGAUUCAGAAAUCACCUCUUCACUGUCACUUGACUCGGACACCGCCUCUGCAUCCUCAGUUACGUCGGGAUACGAGAGCAACACACCUGCUUCGGACCAAGGCUGGGACAAUUUGGUGAAGAAGUAUGACCACGUGCUGCAAGACUGUCUCCAAAACAACCGGACGCACACUAAGAUCGAGUCCAUGAUGUUAAAGCUCCAGAGAUUGCAACAAAAAGCCAUUGUGGACGAUGACUAUGACGCAGCUGAGCGAUUUGGGAAAAAGCUGGAGGAACUGUGCAAGGAGCGAGAAGCUCUGAAGCUGGGCUUACCAUCCAGACAGCCGAGUGUGGCUCUGUUUCUCCAGAGGCUCAGAGAGGUGGUGCAGAGCGCCCUCUACAGGACAGACAGUGGUCAGCACAGGUCAGUCACACAAGGGUUGGGAGCAGAAUACGAUGGAGGAGAGCCGUCAGAUUCAGUGCGCCGUCGAGAUCGUCUCACCCAAGAGAAACAAUCAGUAGAGGAGGAAAUCAAGGAACUGCAGCAGAGAUUGGCAGAACUAAAGGAUCGCAGUCAAUGUCUGGACCAGCAGAUCCAGCAAGAGGAGCAGCAAAUGGAGGCUGAGGAGCUGGAGGGCUCCGUGCUGAGGAGCUGCACCUCGGUCCAGCUCAGAGACUUGAGCCUAACGCUUCACGAUCUUGUGAUGUCUGAGAACCGCAUCCAGAUCUCCGUCUCUCCUCCUCCCUCCAUGCUCAGACUUCAGGAACAGGAGCAGGCAUUGAAUCUAUCCAUCAAGGAAGCUACUGCCAAAGUGGUCAUGAGUCAGAAGCUGGGCAGCAGCCUCAGGAGGAAAGUCAGUGAGACUGAAACUCAGCUCUUAGCUUUGCAGGAAGCCAAACUGGCCGCCAUCUCAGGGAACGACUUCAGCAGUGCCAAGGAGCUGAAGGCUGAGAUGAAGGCGGUGUACCAGGAGCAAGAGCGACUGGAGGCUCUGGCCAAGCGGCUGCACAGUCUAAGCUCAGGUAGCAGCCAAGAGCUAGCCAGGAUGAAGGAGCAGCGGCAGCAGCUCAGACAGGAGUUGGAGCACCGGGAGGUGCAGCAUGAAAGCCAGCUGAAGGACAAUGCCGUCAAGUACAUUGAGCUAUUAGAAGACAGGUUGCACAGCUGUAGCUGUUCCGGCUUGGAGCGGAUUUGGGAGGCCGACCUGGAGGCAUGUCACCUGUUCUUAAGAGGCUUGCAGCUACGGACGUCCAUCAGUUGCGGAGCGGACGUGGACGACCAUCUCGCCACAACUGACUGUGCUACAAGUCAAGUGUGCGCCAAAGAGGAAGAAGACAGCGCCAUGUUGACAGCUUUAGGCGGCCGUUGGUGUCCCGAGGCCAAUUUACAGAACUCGGAGUUCACCAAGAAAUUGGAGGAGUUUUUGUUCUGCAUGGAGGAUAACAACCCACAGCAGGACGUGUCCAGCGAUGACGAGGCAGCAGACCUCUCCGAGCGCUGCGAGCUGAUCAGUGACAGACUAAUGACCUUGGAGGACGACUUACAGACGGCCAUAGAGAACCGGGACCAGGCCCUCGCUGAGUCGCUGGAGAGGCAAGUUCAGGAAGUUAAAACCACUUUGCAAAACAUGCUCACCCUACUCAGCGAGGAAGUCAAGGAGGACGCGCAUGUUGGUGAAUUGCGGGAUGAUGACGAGCCUGUGGAAAAUGGGAUUUUGGAGGAGGAAGAAGAGGAGGAAGAGGACCAGUACUUUAGUGACAGCUGGGACAUUUGAAGCGGAUGCAGGUUGUGUUUUAUGAGCACGCACACUGGGAGCCUGACCUGCACUCUGACCACAUUUCUAUUUAACGUAAAGCCGCACUCAAAGUCAUUUACAAGCAGCCCUCUGUGGAACUGAGCAAAGUCUCCAGUUGUUGCUAACCUUAACUUAAAAACACAUUCUAUACAACACUUGCAAUUCAAAUUCUCAAAGUGCCUUCAGGCUUCUCAGUCGACUGUUUUUUUUCCCCCCAGUUAAUAUCAAGAAAUGAAAUGUCUACACUAGUGUUUUCAAUUGAAGGUUUAUUUUUGUGUUCUAAACUAUGUACUAACCCGAAAACUCCAAUGACCAAAACAGAGAAUGUAAACACGGAAGCCCCAAAUUUGUACCACUUUUUGCAUUAUUUGUGGGAUAAAGAAGACAAUCUUCUUUUUUUUACAUUAGCAUACAUGCACACAAACUAACUGUUUUAUUUUUUGAUCCAGUGGCUUUUUUUGUGUGUGUUUUUUUCUUUGCAAGUGGACUUAAUGUAAUUUUAUGUAUGUGGUGCUAACUUGAACACUGUUGCUAGUGAUGAAAAUCUUAUAUUUAUAGUAUUAGGGCUACAUUGAUAAAAAAGUUGUAAGGUUAAGGUGAAAACAAGAAUAAAUUCAAAACUUUUCAAACACUGAUAGAUUUUUCUCUCUUGUAAAUAUAUAACACGACUUAAUCCUUCCUAUUUUUAUUUAUUAUUAUUCCCUCUUUUUUUAAUUUGAUGAAAGUAAUAAUUUUUCCCACAAUAUACUAUCAAGAUUUUUCUUCUAGAAAUUUGAGUUGAUACUUGUAGUAUUGAAAACAUGAGAAAUGUAUUAGUAAUACUACUACCCCCACGUUCAUUUUUUUCAAUGUGGCCCUAAUACUUAUUCAUAUAAACUAAUUUGAUUUUGUUAUUUAAAUACUUGUAAACAGUUGCAAUGUUGAAGGAAAAAAUAUCAGUUGGCAGAGAAAACAAAUGCUGUUUGCACCACUGACUGCAUGAUGACUUAUGCUAAAUCUUUUCGUACAUUCCAGACAUUUUUUGUGUCGUUUAAUGGGAUAAUCUUUUUUUUAAUUUACUGUGCAUUCCCAUAAUUCCUAUUUAUUGUCCAUCGUGUCUCACUAAUUACAGCAUGUAGCAUCAUGCCUGAUGAUGUUUCCUGCUGUUUUCUUUUUGUACCCACUUUGGUGAUAGCCCCUCACGGAGAACGUGUGGGCAUCCUUCCAGGCAAGUGGGGGCAGUGUUGACAUGUCGGCGUUAUCAAUACGCUAAUAAAGGUCCUCUAGUGAGGUCUGUAGGGGAUACAAGCUUCUUUUGUUAUCUCACCUCAGCAGCAACGCUGUGGCUAAUUGGAAGACAAAGUGGCAGAGGGCGUGCGGUGCUGAAGGUGGUGCGCUGUUGCUUUGUGUCCAUAUGAUCCAGCCUUGUGUUGCGAGCCGAGGCAGAUUCAUCCUCAAGAGUGUGGAGCCUUGCCUUGUAAACACAGCUGCAUGCCCCACACACACAAUGUCUCACUCUCAUGCUGCUGACAGGCUGAAAAGCAUUUUCCAAGCCAGAAGACUCCACCAUCUAUCAGCUUGAGGCAGCCUACAGACUCAGCCAGUCGGCUAACACACACACACACGCACGCUCACACUUACCACCAAAAUGAGCCCACCUCAUAACUGAAUCCGUUGUGGCACCACAGUGAGCCCCAUGAGGCAGUCGGUCUCGUAAAAUUGCUUGAGGAAAAAAAUCCAGAUGGUUUGCUGCAGAUACAUAUAGCAAGACAAUAUGUGCUGCAGGGUAUACUCACUUGGGAUGAAAUUGCCUCUGAAUGGGAGUACCGCCAUAUGCACUUGCUGAACCCUUUAUUAGGUACCAUGCACACUACCAUUAUAGGACCCAGGUUAAGAACUAUCUCGAGUUUGGACUUAUCAGAUAUUUUAGUGUGUCACUGUGCCAGAAAUGGACAAUUAAGAAUUUGCAUGCGGUCCUCCAUGAUGUAAAGUUGGCCAGGCAAUCACGGGUCAUGGUGAAAUGUGGGCACUUAGAGACUGCCUUUCAUUCCAAAUGUCUAUGAAAAUAGAGUCUUUGAUCCACUCUGAGCGCAAGAAGCUUCACUUGAACACUUUAUAAGCCUUUCACGUGAAUCCGGACCCACUGUGUUUAUCACUCUAAAUUACGCUGUGCAAUCAGGCGGGAGGAAAAAUUAUGCAAAAUCAAUAAAGAUCUCCAAUAAUUUAAUUGCAGAGUGUCUGUACGCCAAAUCUGCAUAUCUCUCGGUGAAGCCAUUAAUAAAGUGCCACUGAUACAAAUAAAUAACACAGCUGCGGCAACAUUGAAUAGACAGAACUCUCAUCUGUGAUCAAAACAAACAGAGGCCAAAAUAUUCUUAAAGGUGAAGUUCUCUCAUUUCUUGCGUGGGUUUUCUCCAGAUACUUCCUCCCACAUUCCAAAAAGGGUUAGGUUAAUUAAAGACUAAAUUGUCCAAUAGUCAUAAAUGUGAGUGUGAUUUACACAAGCAGAUGGACAAUGCAGGGAAAAAGAAGAAAGUAUAAAAAAAAAUCUUUACCACUAUUUAAUAUUCUUUCCCAUGAUUUUGUAAUGUCUCACUUAUUGUUAUCUCUGAAUUUUGUAUUUGUGGAAAAAAUGCUCACCAGAGCAUGCGGCUCACUGUUCCGUCCAUCUGGUGUUGACUCCCCCCGAGAGUCUUCAACCCCCCCAGCACAAUGAAAACAGUAGUGAGUGAGAAAUCUGUGAACUAUCGACCCAUAGAGUAAAAUAAAAUAGAGUGCUGGAGAGCUGUGCCUGAAACUCUCUUGAAUUGCCUUCAUGAGCAUGCCUGGCUUUAGAAUGUGAUAUACAGGUGCCUCUCAAUAAAAGUCAUUACUGUGGAAAAGUUCA
Syngnathus typhle (broad-nosed pipefish) is the source of this 5979-nucleotide messenger RNA. It is a transcript of the gene disc1, whose product is annotated as DISC1 scaffold protein. Bases 753 to 3092 code for a protein of 779 amino acids. The record is from RefSeq and is a predicted model, not a curated record. Gene Ontology annotation, biological process: cilium assembly; neuron migration. Gene Ontology annotation, cellular component: mitochondrion; microtubule; centrosome. NCBI's taxonomy places the organism in Eukaryota, Metazoa, Chordata, Actinopteri, Syngnathiformes, Syngnathidae. The transcript has 15 exons.